CAGAGGAACGAGAGGGGGUGGGCGGGAGAAGACAGACAGGGAGGAAAAGUACGAAUCGCCAGGACGAAGACUGUGGAAGAUAGAGGAGAAACGGGAAACGGGUCUUGUGUCUUCGUUUCGUUUCUUCGAAAAAUACGUUUACGAAGAGAAGGACGGAGGAACAAGCGACAGCCACGAGCGAAACGACGAGGAGGAAGCGGAACAUGCUGGAACCACGCUGGAGACCCGUCCAGGGACACAUCGGUGAGAAUCCGUUCGACAACGGUUCGUGGGGAAAGGAGCAGUAUCAACCAUCGACGGUUCCUUGGCAGCUGAAUCCGCGCAGCCACGCUCGUCCCAGUGACGAUGGCAUAAUGGAUCAUGACACAGACGGAGACGGCGCGAUCAACUUGUCAACGUCACAGCGACCCUCCGCCGCCACCACCCCCAACGGUGACACCCCCUCGUACGGCCAAGAUCAACAAGACAACGACCAGGCUACUUCGCUGUUUGCAGCCCUGAAGCAGCAGCAACAACAACAGCAACCGCGCGACAGUGUCCCCUCGUCGAGGGAGCGCGAGAACCGAGAGCGAGAUCGGCUGUCGGUGCGUAGCCGUGAGAACAGCCGGAACGAGCUCGGUGGCGGCGUGACGGAGCAAUCGCAGCAACCGCAGCAGCAACAACAGCAACAGGAGCUCACGAUCGAGUAUCAGAGCAAUGGAAAGCUCAGUCCCGCUGGGCACACAGUGACAGCAGCACCCAUGACCCAGCAAAAGCAGCCUAUCAUCACGCAGCAAUCGCAACAGCCGAGUUCGGGGGCGCCUGGUCCCCAACCGAGUCCUCAUCAGAGUCCACAGGCCCCUCAGAGGGGGUCGCCGCCGAAUCCUUUGCAAGGUCCUCCGCCGGGAGGGCCGCCAGGGGCACCACCCUCGCAAAAUCCCCCGCAGAUGAUGCUCAGCCCGGCUAGCGGCAUCCAUCAGAUGCAACAGCUGCUGCAGCAACACAUACUCAGCCCGACGCAACUGCAGUCGUUCAUGCAGCAGCACUCGCUGUACCUGCAGCAGCAACAGCAGCAACACCAUCAGGACUCCGCGUCGGAGCAUGCGUCCAAUCAGGAACGAUUCGGUUACUUCUCGUCUCUCAAGGACCACCAGCACCAGUUCGCGGAGCUGGGCAGGAAGAAGCUGGAGCAGGCGAUACAGCAACUGCAGGAACAGUUGCAGCUGAAUAUGAUCCAGCAGACGCAUCUGAUGCAAACCGCGGACAAGAAGAAGGCAUCCGUUCCGCUUCAGCAAUUGGGACUUCAACAGCAACGCCUGAUACAGCAGCUACAGAUCACGCAGAGCCAGUACCUUCUUCAACAUGGCCUGGGUCUUCAGGGUCACAAUCCUUCUUCAGGUCUGCAACCUAACGAAGGUCUACCAAUGUGGAAAUCGGACACGUCGGAUGGUCCGGAAUCCCACCAGAACUCGAACGUUCCAAAAUCCGUGGCUGGACUCAAUGUGUCGAGUCGGCGGUCGGAGAUGAAUGGAACCACUCCACUGGACGAGAAACCGCUGGACGUUUCCUCCAACGACAAGGUUCAUCCCCUGUACGGCCAUGGGGUCUGCAAGUGGCCAGGCUGUGAAGUUAUUUGUGAAGACUAUCAAGCAUUUCUUAAGCACUUGAACACGGAGCACACGCUGGACGACAGAUCGACGGCGCAGGCCAGGGUUCAGAUGCAAGUGGUCUCGCAGCUGGAGAUUCAGCUGCAGAAGGAACGGGACCGGUUAACCGCUAUGAUGCACCAUCUGCAUGUGGCGAAACAAAUGGCUUCCCCCGAACCACCAAAGUCGUCCGAGUCAUCGACGGGCUCGAGUAUACCAAAGUUAAAUCUCUCUACGGCUCUGAUGAGCCAACCACCACCGAACUUCAACGUCUCCCAAGUGUCCACCCUGGUCUCGGCAGUGAGGUCGCCAGCAGUGCCGCCAUCGGUCGGAGCACCCAUGCCACCCAUUCCCAACAUGUCCAACAUGUCAGGGAUGCCUCCGCUGUCGAAUAUGGCGGGCAGUAUGCCCACGAUGCCGACCAUGCCCAGCAUGGCCGGGCCCAUCAGACGACGUAUCAGUGAUAAAUCCGCGCUUUCCUCGGUAGGAGGACUGUAUGACGAGGGCACUGUAAGGCGCAGAGUAGCCGUCGAUAGAUCUGGAAUAGAUAUUAACGAAGAUAUUCAACAAAAUAGGGAAUUUUACAAGAACACCGACUUCAGACCGCCGUACACGUAUGCGUCAUUAAUCAGACAGUCGAUCAUCGAGUCCCCGGAGAAGCAGUUGACGCUGAACGAGAUCUACAACUGGUUCCAGAACACGUUCUGUUACUUCCGGCGCAACGCAGCAACGUGGAAGAACGCGAUCCGCACCAAUCUAUCAUUGCACAAGUGUUUUGUGCGCUAUGAGGACGACUUCGGGUCAUUCUGGAUGGUGGACGACGCCGAGUUCUUAAAGCGGCGGCAUCUGUCCCGCGGCCGCCCCAGGAAAUAUGACCCAACCCCAUCACCCACUCCACCCCACCUCUCCACACAGGGUGUCCCGUCGAAAAGUCCAACCCUGACGCAUAGCCCGACCAUGUACGGUGACGCAUUAAAUGCCAAUCUCCAGUAUUUCCAGGCGGCACUCGGGGACUCCAAUAUGGGAUUUCUAAACAACUCGAUGUGCACAUCGACGACAACGAGUCCCCACAAGGAGCACGUCCUAGCCCAUAACGAUCUAAUGUCACCGUUGGAUGAACCAGCCGUGCACAUAAACCAGGAAGGCCAGAGCCCGGAGGGGGGUAAACUCACGAGAUUAAUAAAGCGGGAGCUGGUCGACGCGCCCGCGGAUCAAGAGGGUGAAGAGGAUCAGAUGGACGAGAGGGAGUACCCCGAGAGUCACGGGCACGAUUCGGGCCAGGACGAAGACAUGGCCGAGGACCUGUCGAUGGCGCCCGACAUAAUGACCCCGGAGGAUCAGAUGGAGGCGUAGUAUCGUUCCGCGAGAAGCGAAUAGGUUCGAGCUGUCGCGUCGAAGUACGGUCGUGAUGGAAGAACGUAAAGGAGAGGAAGAAGAAAAAAAAAAUAAGAAAAAGAAGAAGAAGAAGAAGAAGAGGAAGUUUCUCUUCCUCGCCGAUAGAUAAGCCAAGACCAGAAAGCCAGAUAGUAGGAUGAACGAGGAGGGAAGAAGGAUGGCGAAGAAGAGAAAGAAAUGGAAGACGAAGGCGAAGAAGUAGAAGAAGGAGAAGAAGAAGAAGAUGAAGAAGAAGAAGAAGACACGAAGAAGACGAUGAAGGCCCCUAGGACCACCCAGCCCUCCACUCCUCCUUCGUAAGAGAAUCCCCAUUUAUCAUAUCCAAAGCCGUGAUACGUUUUAUCGAGCGGCUCUUAAAGGUAAAGGCAAAAGAGGAAUAAGAAAACGAAUAAGAAAACGUACACUGUGCGUGAUCGAUCGCGACGAAACGUCGAACGAGAAUCGGCGAAUAUCGUGAUAUAGGCGGCGCGAUCCUUCGAUCCAUAUCCUUACUCAAGCAAUUGCGAACAACGAUGUAUUUUCUGUUCUCAAAUUCCGUUUCUUUUCGGAA
Messenger RNA from Eufriesea mexicana, 3570 nucleotides. RefSeq names its product forkhead box transcription factor P (gene FoxP). Bases 204 to 2978 code for a protein of 924 amino acids. The transcript has 17 exons. Gene Ontology annotation, cellular component: nucleus. Gene Ontology annotation, molecular function: RNA polymerase II cis-regulatory region sequence-specific DNA binding; DNA-binding transcription factor activity, RNA polymerase II-specific. The record is from RefSeq and is a predicted model, not a curated record. Lineage: Eukaryota; Metazoa; Arthropoda; Insecta; Hymenoptera; Apidae. Gene Ontology annotation, biological process: regulation of transcription by RNA polymerase II.